Molecule: messenger RNA, 19430 nt
Organism: Podarcis lilfordi (Lilford's wall lizard)
Lineage: Eukaryota; Metazoa; Chordata; Lepidosauria; Squamata; Lacertidae
Source: the annotation of a GenBank genome assembly
AUGAUCUCCGCCUCCCUCUCCCCACCCGCCUCCUAUAUUGAGUCAUGUCAUCUUAGUCAGAAUAGGUGUGAACUGCUCUAGGGCCCCAGGGCGAAAGGUUAGCAAAUCUGAAAGAGGCCGGACUCAGACACACCCGACACCACCUUUUUCUUGAGCUUGGACUCAGCAACUCCACCUCCUUAUUUGCGAGACCGGCUGGAGGCGGAGCUGCUUCCCCACUGGUCGUUGCCUGAACUCUCCAGCCCUUCCUGCACAACAGUCUCCAGCAGAGACAGGUAAGGAAGUAGGUAAGUCGGCAACCCUCUUCGUCAAGGUUCCGGGGGAAGGGGAAAGUUUCCCUGAAAAUGUUCUUUACCAUUUCGUACUAGCUUCUCAGUGUACUGUCUAUUCUCUUCUCCACACCCCCUCCCCACCGCCACCAUAUUGGGCUGUGCAAAUAAAUAAUUAAAACAUCCAUCAUUAAUGAAAAUUGCACUGUUGUGCAUUUUUAACCAGUCUUUUUUUAAAAAAUAAAUAAAUCUAAGCCUCUCAACUUGUGUUAUACACUUCCAUGCUUGUUGGGGCAUGUCUAGCCUUGAGGCCAAAAGAUAUUGGCAGGCAUACACUUGGAGAGCCACAUCUUAAACUGCCUUUGAAAUGAAAGAGCUGGAGACGACAAGAAAAAAAGAGAGGGAUGGAGACAAGUAAGAAGAAGCAGAAUUUGAGCAGCAGCAGCUUAUAAUAAUUAUAAUUAUAAUAAUUUAUUAUUUAUACCCCACACGUCUGGCUGAGUUUCCCCAGCUUGAAAGCAAAAUAAAAUAUGGACCAACCAAUCCUAUGGGUCCACUUAUGCUGCCACAAUCUCAGUGUGAUUUAGCUGGUAUCCUAUAUACACCCAGUAAAAAAAUCAUCGAACAGUUCUUCUUUGGCAAUCACUCGGAGCUGAGUAAGAUUGUCUUCCAUGAACAUAGUCUUAACAGUGAGUCUGUAAGGGACUGUAGAGGCCAAUUCUGGAUUCCACAGUGGGGACAUAGGUUUCCGAGCAGGAGUUGAUCAAGGUGAGGGUUUGCCAAGCGUGCCUUCCUCUUAAUACGUUUCUCCCUUUCAUCCUGAGUUUGAGCGUCUUCAAAGCUCAUGACACCUUUGGUAAAGGCUGUUCUCCAAUUGAAGUGCUCGCAGGCCAGUGUUUCCCAAUUGUCAGUGUUUAUACUACAUUUUUAUAGAUUUGCCUUGAGAGAGUCUUUAAACCUCUUUUGUUGACCCACCAGCAUUACACUUUCCAUUUUAAAGUUCGGAAUAGAGUUGUUGCUUUCAAAGACGAUAAUCAGGCAUCCGCGUAACAUGACCAGUCCAACAAAGUUGAUGUUGAAGAAUCAUUGCUUUGACACUGGUGAUCUUUGCUUCUUCCUGUACACUGGCAUUAUAUAUCACUUGUCUUCCCAAGUGAUAUGUAAAAAUUUUCAGAGACACUGUUGAUGGAAUCUUUCAAGGAGUUGGAGACGGCAUUUAUAAGUGGCCCAUGUUUCACAAUCAUACAAUAAGGUUGGUAGUACAAUAGCAUUUUGGUAUUAAGCAAGCAGUUUCGUUUCCCUGCCAAUGUCCUGGUCCUCAAGUACUUUGCACUUCAAUUGGGAGAAAGUUGCAUUCGCAGAGCUGAAUUUCAGCAUCAGUGUCGGCCAUUGUGGAAAAAUAGCUGCCAAGGUAGGAGAAGUGAUCAACAUUUUCCAACAUUACACCAUUAAAUUGGAUUUGUGGCACUGCGGAGGGGUUGUUUUGUGCUUGUUGGUGCAGCACUUUGGUUUUUUGGAUGUCGAGCAAUAGACCAAGCUUUUUGUAAGCUUCUGUGAAGCUAUGUAGGAUGGUUUGGAGGUCAUCCUCUGAGUGUGCAAACACUAUGUUGUCAUCAGCACACUGAAGUUCUAUGACGGAAGUUAUGGUAACCUUACUCUUUGCUUUCAGUCUACUCAAGUUAAAGAGUUUGCCAUCUGUUCGAUAUAUGAUUUCUACCCUGGUGGAGAAUUUCCCCUCAACAGUGCAACUAUGCCAGCUACGCCCCCAAACAUAAAUAGCAGUGUCAUUACUAAUUCCCACUAAUUGCUGGGUGAACACAGCAAAAUGCUCCUGCCCAGCAGGACAGCAGAGAGGGGGCCAAUACAUGCAACAGGGUACAUCUUGUCACAGUGUACUACCAUAAGCACCAUAAACAUUACUUUCAAAUGUGGCACACCCAGUAAAGGCACAAAUACCCAGGUCCUAGGCUGUUCAUCAAUUCAGGUCCCAACAGGGGUAAAGGCAUGUGCUUAGAUUACAUGCAGGGAACACAAACAAGCAAUGGGAAAGCUGUAGGAAGCAAGCAACCCAGACAACACACACACACACAUACCCAAUGCACCAAUCAGAGUCCCAACUGGGAAAUGGCACACUUAUCAAUGAAUGGAUCCUUUUGCAAGUGCGGAUGAGAGAGCAAAAAGAUAACAGAAGUGAAGCCAAAGGGGCAAGCCCCAGGAAAAGCAAAUACUGUAGAGUGUUUGGCCAGCCUUGGCUUCAAUGGGAAUGUGGUGCCUGGGAUGGGUGGUGACCAGCCCUCCAUGCCUACUACAUUUAUGGUGUGAGCUUCAUUAACUACAAACACCAAAAUUUAGGAUUCCCACAAAACCUUCUGUAGGGUUUUGUAGUCAUUUUGUAGAGUUUUGUAGGCAAACUCCAUGUUAUGUAGGACCCCUCAAACUGAGCAAUUGAUACGUCAAACCAGGGUUUGUAGUUAAUGAAGCUCACACUCUCUCAAGCAACACCAUCAACAUGACCCUGUACUAUGUUCUCUCCACCAUACCCUCUCCCCUCGAUCCUCUCAUUGGCAGUGGGGACAGAGAAAAGAUGGAGGCCAGCCUGAACUAUGCUGAGCACUGCUUCAGCAGGUUUGUAGUUAAUGAAGUUUGUGGUGUGAAGUAUGUCAUCCUGCCUGUGGAGCUUUAGGGCCAGCAGGAAGUUUCAUCUCAGCACAGCAUCAGUACUUGUGUCCCCCUCUGUAACAGUGCUUGCCAAAUGUUUUCCCCCAUGGACCACUUGGAACAUUGCUGAAUGUCUCGGCAGACCACUGAAUUGUUUUUUCUGCCUGCUGUAGCAAUUGUAAUGUGCUGUGCUAGAUGCUGUAUGAUUUUUAAUUGUAUUUUAUUGCAUCUUUUAUUUCUUACAUAUCAUAUUUUAUUAUGUUACAUACUGUAAUACAAUAAAAUACAAUAUAAGUAACAAGAGAGGCAAUUAAAAUACAAUUUAAAAUCAAUAUGAAUACUUAAUGCAAUGCAUGUGCAUACUGUGGAUCACCUGAACUGAGCUUGUGAACCAUUGAUGGUCAGUUUGGGAAUCCCUGUUCUAUGGGAUACAUUGAUGCUGAGGGGAGGAAGUAUUGCUUCAGCAAUGGAGUUUGGCCAAGACAUUGUUGACACAUAUGGCAAGGGAAGCGAGACAGGCACCUGCAGCAUUUCUGCUUUGGAUUUCCCCCAUGCCUUUGUGAGAUGCUUUGUUCUUAGGUUUAUUUCCCAGGUUGGCAGCAUGGCGGGUUGUGCUCUCUUUUGAGGUUCUGUUUUAUUACAAAACCUCCUCUGGAGUUAUCAGAGGGCUGGGGUGAGAGUGGAAUCAGGAAUUGUGGGAUGCAAAGGAUUCAGCAUAUGUCUGCUUCUCCCUUUAAUGAUCCAUUCAUGUUCCUAUGUCCAUCUUGUCCCACCACUGGUGAAGUGCUAGUAUUUCCACAACAUUAAAUGGGCAUAUCUCCAAUGGCAGAGGUACGGUAUAUCCAGAAAUAUGCCAUUUUAGUUAGGGUUGCCAUACAUCCUGGACAAAGGUGGAAUUGACAUCCGGGGGGAUUUCUGAAAGGUGGUAUAAAAAACAAAAGCUCAACAACUUUGGGGUGUCCUGGUUUUUACUUUCUGACGUAUGGCAACCCUAGUUAGUGCAGUUUCUGCAAUAUCCUAAAGCUCCCUUAGCCACUGGAUCUGCAAUAUAGUAUUGCAUUCUGAGGCUACAGCCCUAAACAUGUUGGGAAUAAGUAUCACUCAGCAGAACUUUCCUCAAAUUACCGGUAGAUGUGUAUUGGAUUGUGUGCUAAUGUUCCAUUUGCCCGCUAAACCUCUAUGAUCUCUACCAUGAUUAUUUCAUAGAAUCAUACAAUCAUUGUGUUGGAAGGGAAUCCACAGGUCAUCUAGUUCAACCCUGUGGAAUGCAGGAAUCUCAACACACAGCCCCCCAUUCAGUUUGAAACUAUACAUCACCCUGCUUAGCUUUGCAAUAUGCUAGCAGUUUAGGAACCUUAAUUUAUCUCUUUCCUAGUUUACCUAAAUCAAGCCCUGAGGGUCAUCAUGGGGCAACCUUGCUAAGUAGGUCAGAAUCUGACCAGUGCAUUUGUGGUACACCAUAGGAAUCAUAUUUACACUACCUUGAGUUCCAUGGUGCUAGAGAAGUGGUAUAUGAAUAAAACAAAUGGUCUUAUAUCAGCCCCAUUGCAAAACUCAACCCUUUCAUCAUAAAUUACAUCUGGAAUGUUUGUGUUGUUCAGAAAUGUUUGGUUAUGUGUCUGUUGAUUUUAAUGGCUAUUUUUAAACAUCUGUUUAUUUCUAAACAUUUUAUUGUUUGUCGGGUUUGAUUUACAUGUUGGGGGAGGGAAGUAAAUUACUGUUUUUCUUUGCAUUCUCUUUACAUAUUAAUUAUAUUUGUCUUUCCUCUGCAGUCUUUUAUUAAAGACUGGAGACCUCUGUUUCUUACAUAGGAACACAGGAAGCUGCAUUGUACCAAGUCAGACUGUUGAUCAAUCUAGCUCACUGACUGCCAGUGGCUCUCCAUGGUUAAGGGCAGGGGACUUUCCCAGCCCUACUGGGGAUUGAACUUUAGACCAUUUGCAUGCGAAGCACAUGCUCCUACACUGAUUUUACAGCCAUUUCCCCAAUCCUUCUUGACUCCCCUUCCGUAGAAUUUGUUCCAUACCAAACAUUUAAAUAAUGCCUUUGUGACAUGCGUUUUCCAGUUCUUCUAAGGGAUGAUCUGAACAGCACCAAGUAUUCAAUGUUUUGCAUGCACCAUCAAUUUCCGCAAUGUAAUUGUGAUUUUCUUUUUAUUAGCAUAGUCCGCAGAUAGUUGCAAGUAGGGUGGGAGCUAGCCCUUUGAAGCCCUAGAUACACAAAAUGAGUAACUCAUCUUCCAGUAUCAGUGGCAGCAAAGAACCAGGUCCUUAUCAAUGUUUUCUAGCCCCCUCCCAGAAACCAAAGACUCCAGAUAACAAGACUUAGGUGGCUUGGAAGCGAACUGGCUGUGUCUGGAUGUCAAGGACUGUGUGUUCUAUGGCGAAGUGAAUGGUGAGGAACAAGGAGAAAAGAAUGUUGGAUGCAUUAGUCACUGAAUAACCAUCUUAACAUGAAACAUAUACUGUACAAACAUAUACUGCACAAUAUCAAGUACAGUAUAGACAAUCAGCCUGGUCACACAACCAAGUAUUAAUACAACCUUGUAUUUCUAAAUAUUGAAUUUCAAAAAUGUCUCAUUACCGCCUAUAAGAGCUGUUGCUUCAUCUAGGGUUUUCCAGUUUUACCACUUAGUGGUAUAUCAUCCUAAUUUUCACUAUAACUUAAAGCGUUUACAGGGCAGCUAGGUCACACUGAUGAUCCACCAAUGUUUGCCAAUGGUAGGCAUGCAAAGUGUGAAGGGGUGUGUGUAAACAGUUAUAGGAAUGUAGUAAAGUACUUUAUAUCAAACUGGUCCAUCUAGUUCCCUGUUGUCCAAACCAGCCUUUCCUAACCUGGUGCCCUCCAGAUGUUUUGGACUGUAACUCAAAUCAGCCCAAGCCGGCACUCCUGUCUUGGCUGGGUCUGAUAUGAAUUGUAGUCCAAAACAUUUGGAAGCCACCAGGUUGGGGGAGGUUUGUCUACACUAACUAGCAGAAACUGUUCGGGAUUUCAGGCAGGGGUCUUUCCCAGCCCUAUCUGGGAAUGCCAGGAAUUAAACCUAUAACCUUCUGCAUAUAAUGCAUGUGUUCUAGCCACUGACAAGCUGGGCAUGCUAGAAAAAUGUGGCCUUAAAACACAUUCAAAGCAUGUUUCUCCUGCAGAGAAUUCUAGGUAUUGAAUUGCUGGGAACUUUUAAUUUGUAAGGAAUGAACUCUAGUGCCCAGAAUUCUUGAAGGGGGGAGGUGUGCUUUAAAGAUGGACUUUAAAGGUAUAGUGUGUAUUCAGUCUAUAUGUCAACCAUGGCAGACACUGGUUGAACAGGAGCCUACGUGCUGUGAAAAGUGGCUUUGAGGAACAUAUGCUUAUUUUUUAUACCAAUUAUACCUACUCUGUGUUUUAUAGUUUUUAACCAACUGCUGGUCCUUCUCUGUCACAUUUUAUCUUUUUGAAGCCUUCAGUAAGAGAUCUUGCAAAAGUACUUUGAAAACCCAAGUAUACUGUAUCAACUGGAUCACCUUUAUCCACAAAUAAACUGAUUUAAUUCAUUCACAAGCAGUGGUUAUUGUGACACUUUAGCCAUCACAUCCGAAAUAUCCCAACACUAUUUGUGAAGUGAGAUUUCCCUUACCCUUUGUUCGGACAACACUUUUCAGCAAUCUUUGUUUUAGCUACAACAUGAGCAUCAGGGCACAAGGCCUUGUCAUCUAGAAGCAGCUUCUCAUACUGUUACUUUCCUGUGAGGAAGGGCUGGGAAGGAUUCCCUGUCUGAAAAGCUGGAGAGCUGCUGCCAGUCAAUACUGAGCUAGAUGGAGAUAGUACUGUAGCAUAGACGGUACUGAGCAUUAGAAGUCAGGUCCCUGUGUUCCCAUAUGGAAAUACUCUCUCCCUCUCUCUCACUAAACACAGAAGUUUAUUGGAAUGCAUUGAAGUACUAUUUAACUGUUUUUCAGGCCAGGAGUGCAGUAUUGGGAAUACUGUUGCAUGCAACAGCAUGAUCAAUGUAUUUGUGGUGCACACAAACACAACACUCAGCAACACCUUUUGCAGCACUUUAUACCAGCAGAGGACAAUGACUUGCUCAUGGGACGGGGGGGACAACACUAGUGUAGCAAUACUCUUGUACCGACAAGAGACUAGUGCAGCCUUAUGCCCACAGAGCAAUGCUUACAAAAGGAGGAAAAGUGGAUGAAGCAAAAGCCCUCAGGCUACCUGAUGCACCUUUUUGUGAUGGCAUAAUGCUAUGCCUUAAAAAGAGGUGACAGGUACUCUGGUGAAAGGGCACUUGUACUAACAACAGUGAGUCAAGAUUUACAGCAAAGUGAAAAGAACAUAUUACAGUGGUACCUCUAGUUACGAACUUAUUUCGUUCCAGAGGUCCAUUCUCAACCUGAAACUGUUCUUAACUAGAGGCGUGCUUUCGCUAAUGGGGCCUCUUGCUGCUGUUGGUCCGCUGGCACACGAUUUCCGUUCUCAUCCUGGGGCAAAGUUCUCAACUCGAGGUAACUCUUCCAGGUUAGCAGAGUUUGUAACCUGAGGUGUUUGGAACUCGAGGUACCACUGUACUAACCUCUGUCUUCUCCUUUUCAGAACCUGUACACCUCUGGAAUCCAAAUGCAAAAACCUGCCAGGAACCCUAGUGCACAGCUGCAACUGGGACAGCAAGAACAAGGCACCCCGUGCAGGUAAACCAGGGUUGAGAAUGUGUGACACUCCAGAAAAUGCGAGAGAACUCUGCCCCUAAUCCAUUACACAUUGGCUGGGGCAGAUAGGACUUGGAUUCCAGCAACAUCUGGAGAGCCGCAGGUUCCUCACCACUGCUGUUGCAGGACGUUAAUCCAUAUAUCCUAUUCCUUCUGCAGUACUAUUUACCACUUGGCUCCCAUGUAGAUCCUAGUGUUUAUUUUAUUCCUCUGAGCUUCCUAUUGUUUCUGUUCUUUCUUGUCUCUUCCUUGCAAAAAGCUUGUCCCCACCCCCAUACAGGGACACCAAUAGAUCUGUAUUGUGUAGAGUGUUUCAAGAGAAUUUAAACUGUCAUGGAGCAUUAUAUCCACAGUGACAAUCAAAUCAUUAUCCUAGAAAACCAGUGCUUUCUACAUGCAAGAUUUUUACCCACUGGGCUAUACAGUUGUGAUUAGAAUGGCAAUCCUGUCUGGCCUGUUUGCAGGCUGUGUGUGUUUGUGCUGCCAGGAGAUUCAAACCCCUUUCCACAGCUCUGGGGUUUGGGACGAUAAGUGUCAUAUUUGCCAGCUCGUUGCACCAUGGUGGCCUCUGCUGGAAAAGGCACUGUGUUGUAUGUCUGCCCUGUUGUCAAUUGUGUGUGGGGUGUGUGAAUGCCAGGUUGGAUGGUAUCCUAGCCCGUCGCUCUCCACUGAUUGGUGCCUUCCCUACAUUGCCAAUAUGGGGCAGUGGCAGCAAGCAACCUCAUGAUUCACGAGAUGCAGCAAACUACCAAGAGUGCUGUGUGAAUGUCUUUUGGUGUUUUUAUAUUGGCACAUAUUUCUGCAGCUAUUGUGCCUCUGACAUAGUUGCUAGGUAUGCACAGGAUGGUUACUAGGUUACAUUGGCAGUAGCCCUGAAGUAGUAGCCACCAGAAUAGCAGGACCAUAUAGUGAUCCUGCCUUGUAAAAUAUAUAUUUUCCUAUGCAGAGAUUAUCUUCAUGUAGAAAAAUAAGUGUGUGUGAAGUGGCCCUUAGCUAACAGCUGUUGGUAUUCCUAUUCUCCAUUAAUGAGUAUAGUCCCUACAUUUGCAAAGGUAGUUGGUCACAGCAGCAAAUGGAAAAUGAGAUUGUGCCAUCUGGGUACUGUCUACUCGUUAGAAGUGUAGAGGGGAAAAAGCUGAGAAUGUGGUGUUUUAAUGGUGAUGGAAGCAUUACAUCUUAAUGUCACACACAUAAUUAAUAAGAUUAAAAGAGAUAAGUAUUCUAAUGAAAUUGCCCUCUUUAGUUUGGGACAAGCAGGAAGAGAAACUUGUUAAAGAAGCUGAACUAAGGUAAAACAAAGAUGUCACAGGCAGCUUCACUUGGGAUAGCUAGCGAUGUAAUCGGGCCAAUGAGAAAAAGGAGCAAAGCCACAGAAACCUGUGACUCCAGAUAAGUAAAUAAGCUGCAUGUAAUGGGGAGUGCUUCAUUUAGCCCCAGCAUCCUUAGUAGGUGAGAAGGCCAAUAAGUAGCUGUGCCAACACUCUGGCACCCAUUACCCUGAUGUGACUGCUUCUGGUGGCUAACAAAACUUGCCUACCCAUGUGAAUUCAGUAAAGCUCAGAUGAGCAUUGACAUCCACAUCCACAAAUGCAUCUGCAUCAACCACACAUUAGGAUAUCUUUUCCUGGGACUGAGAUGCUUGUUUUCUGCCCUGAUCAAGUCCUAUAAGGAAACUGAUCUGGAAAGCAGCCCCACUCCUCCAUUCAGAGCCUUCAAUCAAUUUAUAAGCUGAGAAACGGAAGCUCACAUCUCCCUGAAGUCUCAUCCUCUGUGGAAGCCCGUGGACAGACAGGUAGUGCUUGAAAAUCCUGGUGCUUGCUGCAUGGAAAGAAACUCAAUCAAUUAAAUUUAUAAUGGUAAUAACUGAGUUUGUAGUCAUGGCCAAUGUCCUCUGAAUACAACUAUCAGUCUCUGCUAAAGAUCUUACCAUAUAAAUAAAAGGCAACAGGCAGAUAUGACAGACAAAUUGGAGCACAAGAAAACAAUGUUUUAAUACUAAUGGGCUAACAGCAGGCUGGCUCAGCAUAUCAGCUCCCUGACUAUGGUCAGAUUUUUAAAGCAAUUCUGUUGGUGCUCUGUAUGAGAUAAGAAGGGGAAAGGAAAUGCUUUUAUGUUAAUUAAUGCCAGUGCCUACUUUAAUUUGGCUUUUGGAAAGGAGCACUCUUUAUCAUGUAUACCCUAUUUACUCUGUCAUAGAUCCAUAGCAUGGAGCUACCACAAUUUUAAUCCAAAUAAACGAACAGCAAAAGGGUUUUUGUGCACAUUCAGUUCCUAAAUAUUAAUAGCUUAACCAUUUGAAAAUUGAAUAAUAGAAGUAGAUGGCUUUGAGGAAGAGGGAAUAGUGUGGGAGCUGUUGGUUUGGCCCUGUCUCAGGUCAGCAGAAACCAAAAGCUAUUGCUCUCUGAUGAGUAGGUUACACAUUUAUAAUAAAUGAGACAGUGAGUUCAUCCAAAUUCUUAAUGAGGAAAUAUUCACAUACUGCACUCUGGGAACAACUCUGGGCAUUUCAUAUGGAAGAUAGAUGACAGCAGGGUCCAAUGAGAAUGAUGUCCACAUAUUCUGAACUCCUCUUUGAUUAGAUUGAACUUCAUUGCUUGAGUAUUACAGAAAUCAUGUCAAUGUAUGUACCAGUUUCAGAGUGCAUAGCUUUCCUAUCUGUCCCUAGAAUUUUACAGACAUUCCCUUACUUAUUGAUGCCAUUUGCAGUUUUACUUUCUCCUGUGUUCUUUUUGCUUGUGCAAAUGAAGCAUUCUCUUUGCCACUUCACAAGUGCUGGUGAUUUUCAUGUACCCUGUGUGUCAUUAUGCGUUUCAGGUAGUUAUCAUUCUAUUUUUUAAAAAAAUAGUUUUCAUUUAUAUACAUUACGACAAUUAUUUAACCAUAAUUUUAACAUUUUCAACUUCAACUUCCUCCCCCCUCUUUCUGCAGCUCCUUACAUUUAUUUUUGUCCUUUCCUGCAUACUCCAAAUUGCCUUAACUUAUUCUUUUAUUCAUCUUUUCACACACACACACACACACACACACACACACUCUGCAGGUUUUUACAAUAAUCCUGCCAAUGUCUUGAUCUGUUUACAGUUUGUUUGUACAUGCUCAAUAAACCAUUUCCGUUCCUUUCUAAAAAGUUUGUUGUCUUGAUUUCUUAUUCUUCCAAUAAGUUUUGCCAUUUCUACAUACUCCAUUAGUUUCUGUAGCUAUUCUUCUUUCAUCGGGACCUCUUCAUCCUUCCACUUUUGGGCAAAUAACAUUCUUACAGCUGUUGUCACAUACAUAAAUUUCUAUAUUGUUCAGAUAGUUCUAAUCCCAUAAUUCCCAAGAGAAGAGCUUCUGGGAUUUUUUUAAUGAAUGUUAUCUUAAACAUCUUUUUCAAUUCAUUAUAUAUCAUUCCCCAGUAAGCUUUAACCUUAUUACAAGACCACCACAUAUGAAAAAGUGCCUUCUUUCUCUUUACAUUUCAAGUUUCCCAUCCAAGUUAUUGUUUUCUGCAAUGUUUCUUAUGUAUGGAGAUGAGAUUGCUUGGUUUUGUUUCCCAUCUUCUUUUGCUACAUUUGUCAAAAGAAAUGUUCAUGAAGAAGAAGUGAUUAACAGCGGACCAGGCGAGAGAGAGAGAGAGAGAGAGAGCAAGCACGGUUGAGUUUUUCGUCUUGCAGGUUGACACCACAGCAGAAGUGACAUUGCUAUUUGAAUCUGUGAUUUCACAGUGUUUGUGUAUAUGAGUAAGUGGUGCACAUGAGUAAGCCUGAUUAGUAAGGUGAGAAUUGUAGUUUUAAGGUGUAAAAAAGAGAAAAUACCUGGCAGCUAUUAAUCAAGAAUACAGAGGGGGGAAAUAUUACUACAGCCUAUAUUAACAGAAGCAGGGCAAGAGUGGCAGGUUAGCAAGAGAGAACAGUAACAACAGCAGCACUCUGAGCAGUUCAGUCAUGGCCUACAAAGUAAAAGAGACUUCUCUCCACCACCCCCAGCAAACUUUUUCAGAGUGGAGCUGGAGCCCCAUCAAUAUAUAUACUUACGCAUGGGAAAGUGAGAUGCUUUUCAUACACCAGAAACUCUUGUUCUUUUUAACCUAUAAAACUGUGGCUUCUCAAAGGAUGACUUUCUGAAUACUUCGUUAUAUAUUUGAAACUAUAGGGCCAUCUGUGAUGUAUAGAGCUGAACAUAUGACAAUUGUUUUAAUAUAUCUGAAACAGAAAAAUACUGAGUUGGGCAGAAACCCCAAGACCAGGAGUGGGGAACUUACAUAUUAUGCCAUAUGCUUUCAUGGACUAGACUCAGUUUCAUACAGUAAAGCAGACUCUACUCCAGGAAAGCUUUAUACCAUAAUAAAUUUAUUCAUCUUAAAUGCACCACUAGACUCCCUGUUGUUUUCGCUGCAACAGGCCGAUGUGGUUAUCUCUUAGGAAACUACAUAUUAUUUAUUUAUUUCAUUUCCGUUGUGAAUCGCUUCCCAUAAAACAUCUUGAAUCAAUUUAACAAUGAAAACAUCACAAAUAAAAUAAAAUCAAAAUCAAAUUUAAAAACAAUUUCUAGUCCAAUGCAAAUAGACUGAGAUGAAAACAUCCGCUUAAAAUAUGUGUUGGAAAAGUAAGGUUUUCAAUAGGUGCUGAAAAGAUACUAGAGACAGUACCUGUCUGAUAUGUAACAGGAUGCAGUUCCAAAGGUUACGCACUGCCACACUAAAAGCAUGAUGUCAACAACCUAUGGAACAGACCUCCUGAUGAGGAAGCGUCUGCAGAAGCGCUGUGAUAAGUUGCAUAUAUAGGAAGUGAGAUGAUAUUUUAGGUAUAUUGGUCCCAAGCUGUAUAGUUACCAGCACCUUAAACUUAGCCCACUAGCUAUUUGGCAGCCAGUGCAGUUCUUUUAGCAUUAAUGUAAUAGGAUUGUGAUAUUCUGCCCCAGUGAGCAGUCAAGCUGCCACAUUUUGUACCAGCUGCAGCUUUUGAGUCAAGCUUAGGGGCAAACCAAAAGAGCACAUUGCGGUAUUUCAUCCUGGCACAUGGAUGACAGCGAUCAGGCUAUCCUGGUCCACAAACAGCCAUAGCUGCCUUACCAGCCAAAGUUAGUAAAAUGUGCUCCUAGCCAGUGAGGUCACCUGUGCCUCUAGGGACGGAAACAGAUCCAGGAGCACCUCCAGAUUAUAAAUCUGCUCCUGCAGGAUGAGUAUGAUACAUGCAAUUGACCAAUUAUCCAGACUCAGAAACCACUCACCUACAACACUUGUAUCUUGCCAGGAUUCAGACUGUUUGGUUCAGCCUACCACCAAGUCCAUACUCCAGUCCAGGGUCUGUUAAGCCUCUCCUGAUUCAGAUGUUUUGGAGAAACAUCUGGGCACCAUCAGUGUACUGAUGUUCUAUUAACCUCAGUUCUAUUAAUGACCGUUCCUAACAGCUUAAUGUUAAAUAGCAAUUAACUAUUCGGCAUAGUGGGAUAGAUGUGAAAUGUGUUUUCACAAAUAUUAGAUUAUUUGCGCAAAAACAUGUUGUUUAUAUGCAUAUAUUUAAAAACUUCUUAUGGCUGCAAUUAUAAGCCCAUUUUAUUUAUAUGGAAAUUCUAGAGUUUCUUCUACAUAAAGCCACAGUUCAAAACUCACCUAGUUGUAAACUGGGACAAACUCAUAUCUGUCAGCCUGCGUCCUCAUGUACAAUAUAUUAAUACUGAUUACCUCCCUUAGUAACUGCAUUGUUGUAAGUCAUAAAGACAAUGGGUUGUCCUCCACUAAGCCAUACUCUGAGUAGACCCAUUGAAAUCAAUAGAUUGUUAACCAUUUAUUUUAAUAGGAUUAUAGCCUAAAUCGCUAAGCAUUCUAUUAUUAACUGUAUUUAGGCACUUGGCAUGAGACUGAAUGCUAAAUACUGUACAUAAGACAAACAUUAUAUGUGCAAUGGUAUCUAGUCUUCUUUCAAACCAUUUUUUCUAGUGAAUGGGUUUUUUGUAAUAGUUAGAGUCUUUCACCAGCUUUUAGGGUGGUUGAUGCAGUUUUCUGGACUGUGUCACAAGUUUCUGAUCCAAUGUUUGAAUUUAUUCAUGCUGAUGCAAGGGAAUGUUUCCAUCUGUGGCUUCCCUUUGCAGUACAUCUUGAGGACCAUAUGGCUGUGUUUGGCAUUUCAGCACCUUUUCAAUGUUUUCCUGUAGCUUUCCCACCUCCUGCUGUAGAAGAGACUUUGGGAAAUCUCCUUGCUUCUCCUGGGUAUCAUUAAAAGGCUUUGUGUUGUUAGUGUUUGAUCAUUAGAUCCUAGAGAAGUGAUAGGUUUGCAGAAUAAACCCUAAACAUUAGAAUCCAGACUAUAUUAACCAGCAGCAAUAAUUCAUCUGUGGAUAUUUCUUCCUAGACUUGUCUCUAGAAGAACAAUCUGGAUUAUGAUUAAGGUUGUAAAAUGGGACUUUGAUGCAUGAGUUUCAUUCCUCUUUGAUGAAUUAUUUGCAUAAAGGAUUAUGGUACAUAUUUAUAAAAAAAACGCUGACAAGACAAAACUGGAUGAAGUGCAUACAGUUUGAAGGAUAGGAUUACAAUGAGAAUAAUCACGAUAAAUUGUAAACUUGAACUGAAAACACAAGAAUGUGCUAAAAAUGAUAAUGUUAAACAUAACCAAAUGCCGAAACACAAAUUGAAGGGAUACAGACAGUAGCAAAUGAAAAGGAUCUGGGGCCAAGUUGUUAUAAGCAUGUGGUUGCAGUAUGUCAUAGCCACAGGCAUAGAAGGUAUAGCUUUCUGCUGCAUUAGCUGCUAGUGGUGUAGCAAACACUUUGUACCCAAAAUAUAGAAUUGUAGUAUUUGCUAGUCAUGCCUCAGCUGGAAAAACUAAGCCUACUUUGGGUCCCAUACUGGAAUGAAUAUUUAAACAAAUUAUUAAAGAUGGAAUAUGUCACUAGCCUUUAAAUCAGGCAUAGGCAAACUUGGCUCUCUCGAUGUUUUGGGACUACAACUCUCAUCAUCCCUGACCACUGGUCCUGUUAGCUAGGGACGGUGGGUGUUGUAGUCCCAAAACAUCUGGAGGGCCGAGCUUGCCUAUGCCUGCUUUAAAUAAUGAAAUGACUGCUAUAAUUACGAUAUACACCAAGAGGCAGUUGGUUUAUUUGUAGAAAUGUAAAUUUAAGCUAAACAUUGGAAAUCUUCCUCACAGAGAAAGUAGUUGGGUAUUAGCAGGCAUGGAGUAAGACUGUUGUAGAGCUUUUGUUGUUGGAAAACUUUAAAAACAACAACAACAACCCUGACUCAACAUCUUUUGAAGGUAGCUCAGCUAUAGGGAAUCCUACAAGAAGUUGGAGAAAAUAACCCCAGGGGUGGCUUCCAACUGUAUGAUUCUACAAUUACUAGCAGGGCAGUUUACUACUUCCUGACAAGAGUUUGGUCUCCAUGAACCUCCUGAGGCAAUGGCCGCUAGAAUUAGAUUUGGUUUGAAAUAUGACUUCAGCAAAAGAGUUAGGGGAGCUUGUCUGACUUGUACCAACCUGCAUUGGAACUUGGAGAGUGGAGCAUGACUUGCCAGAAGGCAGUGUUUGAAGGACACACCAGGCUGCGUAUGCUGUACUGGAGAAAUAGGCUGCAGUUCAGCAGAUCUGUAAAUAGUUCUCAGUUAAAUAGUUCCCAUAACACUCAGCUCCGCAAUACAGCACAAGACACAUGGAAUAAUUUUGUUGACGACUUGAAUCCUCAUUUUAGAAGUAAAAUAAGAAAACUCCUGCUGGAUCACAUCAAAGGCUCAUUUAGUUCAGCAUACCAUUCUCACAGUUGCCCACCAGCUGCCAAGCAGCACCUGAGCACAACAGCACACUCACCAUUUGCUAUUUCCACCAACUGAUAUUCAGAAAAGUGUAGUGUAUCAUGUAGAAUUUUUGUGCAGGAGAACCAGCCUACUUUGCAGGGUUAUUGAGGAUGAUUCAAACUGGGGAUGGGGGUGGGGUGGAAAUUGUAGUCUAAAUGUUCUUCUUGUGAGAGACCUGCAGUGGGUCAUCCAUAUAAUAUAGAAGAAGAGAGUACAUAAAAAAUAAUGUAUAAUGCAAAAUCAAGUUUUUGGUUACCCAAACAAGAAGUGGAAGGGGGGGGGGAGGAUUAUCCAUUUGUUUUUUGUUCUUAUUUUUAUUAUGUAUUUUGUGUUUUCUAUAUUGUAAUUUUAUGUUGUGCACCGCCCUGAGAUCUAUGGAUGAAGAGUGGUAAAAAUAAAAAUAUAAUAAUAAUGAUAAUAAUAGAACCACUAUGCAGCUGAACUGUAUACUAUGGUCUAGUAAUAGAUGCCAUGUUUAUCUGCACAUACUUUCUGACCGUAGCAGCAAGAUGGUCCAAACACAUUUUACAGGAAAUAGCACCUCCUCCCUCAAGUCAAGGGUCAUAGUGUCUAAGGUCAGCCAAGUUAUUUUGACAUCUAAGACACAAAAUCCCACAAAAAUCUCUCAGCGUCUCUGACUGUGCAAAUGCAACAACAAUAAAUUAAAAAUUAUUUUGCUGCCUUUUCAUGACACCCCAAAUCAGCUGCUUGAAGUGGCCACCUCACUCUGCCUUACUUUGCAGGGCCAGUCUUGCCCAGCAAAUAGGUAAUAUAAGAACUGAGCUACACAUAUGCGCACUGCUAAUCUGUUAAAAGGAGAGUUACAGCAACCUUCGCAGAACUUGGGAAGAAAAUGAUACGUUGCAGGGAGGGAAAGUUUGGAGGACACACCAGCCGAGAUCUUAUGUGUGCACUGUGUGGAUAGAUCAAGCUGAAGCAGAAUAGCUCGUAAAUACUUGUUCUCAAUAAAGAACCAGUUAAUUGUUAAGCCAUAGUCAGAGACCUCUAAUUAUUAAUCAGCAAGCACUGUAUGAAACAUUCCUGCCACUAGAGUAGAAAUUCCAUCCCAGUUAUCUUUAGAGAAGCAGGCCUGAAAUGAAUAAUUACCCCCCUUUCACUGUCUGUGAACUCUCCAUUUAUGGGCAAGUGAAUGAAUGAGAAACCCUAGAACUGUCAAUCCAUCACCUUUUCCCCACCCCAAAUUAAUUAGAAAUGUAAUCCAAGCUUCAGAGAGACUAAACUUAAAUAAUGAGUUAAGGAAGUGAUUGAAUAAACCCUUAGAGGGGCACAUCUUCUGCUGUACACAGCUUUUGCAUAGCCUGGCCCUAAAUAAGAACAGUGACCUGUGAUGAAAGGAAUUGCAUAUGUAUUGCAAACACUUCACAAGGUACAAAGCAAUGCUGCACAGGAAGCACCACUAGGGACACUAUAUUUUUAAAUCUACAUACAGGUAUUAGGGACUGCAGUGGAGUAGCACUGGCACGAACACAGCCUUUCUGUUAAAAGUGCAUACAGUAUAGCACUUGACUUGCCUGAAUGGACUCUCAAGCCUCCAUUCCCCAAUAAAAAUAACUUUAUAUGUGAUAUACAUCAAACAAUGCAGCAUUGGAACAUUAUCUGUUAAUGCAAAACAAACUGUUUUCACAUAUAGUCCUGCUUUGAAAGAGAAUAUGAUAAAAUAACAUAUAAAGGGACCCCUGACCAUCAGGUCCAGUCGUGACCGACUCGGGUUGCGGCGCUCAUCUUGCUUUAUUGGCCGAGGGAGCCGGCGUACAGCUUCCGGGUCAUGUGGCCAGCAUGACUAAGCUGCUUCUGGCGAACCAGAGCAGUGCAUGGAAAUGCCGUUUACCUUCCCGCCGGAGCGAUACCUAUUUAUCUACUUGCACUUUGACGUGCUUUCGAACUGCUAGGUUGGCAAGAGCAGGGACCGAGCAAUGGGAGCUCACCCCGCCGCGGGGAUUCAAACCACCGACCUUCUGAUCGGCAAGUCCUAGGCUCUGUGGUUUAACCCACAGCGCCACCCGUGUCCCAAAAUAACAUAUACUGCUCACUCAAAAAUUCUAUUACCGGCCUGUGUCAGAGUCAUCUGGCUGCCUUUCGUAAUAAAAGUCAGAUUUGCAUACUUUUUGCUCAGUAGUGUUAGAAUUCUAUUCUUUCCCAUGCAUCAGUAAAUAGGUUCUAAUUUCAGGCCCUGGCUGUGUCACAUUUACAAACAUGUGAAAUGCCUGUUUUGAACAAUAGGUGUUUUUGAUGUAAUUAGAAGUAAAUAUUUAUUUAUUACAUUCUUAUCUUGCUUUUCAAAUUAUUGUCUCCCAAAUCAGUUCACAUCAAUUAAAAGAGAGGAAGGAAAGGAGGCCCUGCCACCAGGCUUAUGAAUUUAAAAAGACAAGAUACAGAAGGAAAGGGGAGUGGAGGGAACUGGGACAGGAGAGAACAAAAUGGUGAGCUAUAAGAUGGGAAGACACGUAUCACAGAGAAGUAUUGGCCCUGCACAACUUUAUUUAUUUAUUGUCUUGCUUUUCUUUUAGACCCAAAAACUUAUUUACAGGGCUGCUGGUUAAUACAGAUGUAGCUUCUUAAUGUAAACUAAGUAAAUGUGAUGCUCAAAAGUCAAGGACAUAAUAAGUAUGGAAUACACAAAACAACAUAUUUAGAAAAAUCUAUUUUCAGAGUAGAGAUGCACUUUGUGGUUUGCUUGUUUGGUUGUUUUUUUCUGCUGCUGAUAAUUCAACUACAGAAAGGUAAGAGAACCUAAGUUUCUGUUCCCACAGCAACCGUAUCCCAGACCUCUUGUAUGCAGACAUCUUUUCUUGAAUUCCACAAUGGCUAUAGCUGCUCAUCCUGGGGCUACAAAGGUCACGGGAACCCCAGACACAUAGCUGCCAAUGUAGUUCUGCUCAAAAGGGAAAGAAAAAGAAAUUGAACACCGCAUGUCUGGGACAGGAGCGGGGGUAGGGGAAGUUGUUCUGUAGAAAGACCUCCUUCCUGCGAAGACUUACCUCAUGAAAUUAACCUUCGUACAUUUAGAACUGACAAAAGGAAAGCAUUUUCCCCACAUAACAUGCAGGAGAUGUUUUGUAUUCACCGAUGCCAGCCUCAACAAUGACUACCUGCGGAACAAGAUUUUCUGAAAUUAUCACAGAAAUUUAUGGAAUAUAUUACCUUGCAUAACUGCUGCAUCAGAAGAAAUCCAUCUAGCUCUUGCACGCUGUUGGCCAGAUGCCUCUGGAAACUCAUAAGCAGAACAAAAUUGCAAAAGCCCUCACCCAUGGUUUCCACCCAAGCAACUGGUGUUAAAUCAAAGGCAUGUUGCCUCUGGUCCUGAAAGUAGUAUAUCGCCUACAUAGCUAGUAGCCACUGAUAGACUUGGAAGUGAUGGGCAUUCUGUGUUUGCAGGCUAAAAGCUGGAAACACAGAGACAUGCUUGUUCUGUUCUGCUUUCCAAAGCUUCAACUAAUGGAGAAGCAAUAUCCUUUGGAGGUGUUAAUGCUGUGAGCCCCUCCGUCCUAUGGCCAGGUUGUAUAUAUGUGUGUAUAAAAGCAAAUAUCUUAAAAGACACAGUAUCCACUGACCUUCUUUCCAGGGAAGCUGAACCCAAGUCAGUGAUGAAAUCCCUGGUGUCUCUCACUGCCCAGAGAUUGGGGUGGCAUGUAACCGUAUUUCAAAUUUUCAGAGGGGUAGCAGUGUUUGUUUCCUGCAGUAAGAAACUUGGACCUUAAAGACUAACACAUUUAUUACACCAUAAGCUUUUAUGUACUACGGUCCUCUUUAUCGUAUGCAUGAAUCACUAUCAUGAGUUUAGGGGCUUACAAAGAGUGACGUCAGAAGAAAAUUAAAUGCAGAAACAUACAGAUGGUGGUGUGGCUGCAGCAAAGAUUAAUAUAAUGGUGUUAUGAUGCUUGGUACUUUAUUUUCAAUCCCUUCUCAUAUAUCAGUAUUUAAUUUGCCUUUUUCACAGCUUCAACACUGUGUUGGCAUUUUCAGCGUACAAGUAUCACAAUAAGUCCAAUCUUGCUUUCCUGGGGAAGUUCAGUCCAUUCAAUGAAAGUGUGUCGUUGUAA